Lactuca saligna is the source of this 1490-nucleotide messenger RNA. Lineage: Eukaryota; Viridiplantae; Streptophyta; Magnoliopsida; Asterales; Asteraceae. The record is from the annotation of a GenBank genome assembly.
AUGACAUCAACAAGAAGUCAAGAAUGGAGUGGAGGUCUGGAUAAGAAGGGUUUAGCGGGGGAAAUGACCUCAGCUAUCUGCCUCUCCGUGUCUCUCAUUCUUCUCGAGUUCCGGCCGCCUUCAGGACUCGCCCGCUCAUCGGUGCUGCAUGCUUCCCGUUGCCUCUGUUUGUCUGAUAAAGCUAUAAAGAGUCAUUAUCAUCUCGCCCAUUCAAAGCAAAUGACGAGUUCUCAUAAAUCAGCAUUUUCCACAGACAUGGUGUUCAAGACUCAUCAUGAUUUAAUUGAAUGGGUACAAAAUAAAGGACGUUCACUUGGUUACAUUAUCAUCAUUAAAAGAACCAAGGUAAAACCAAGUGGGUGGAUAUCUAAAACUACACUUAUGUGUGAUCGUGGUGGAAUCUACAAAAGCGUCAAACCCUCUACUAGAAAUACCAAGUCAAAAAAAAUUAAUUGUCCAUUCCAAUUGGCUGGAAAACACUCGAAGUUGUAUGGUAUUUGGACUUUACAAGUGGUAUGUGAAAAACAUAAUCAUGAACCUGCAUCAAGUAUGGAGGGUCAUCCAUAUGCAAUGCGAUUGUCUGAUAAGGAAACUCGUUUGGUGGUUGAUUUGAUAAAGAAAAAUGUGAAACCAUCUGAUAUUUUAUCAACAUUAAAGGAACAAAAUAAAGAUAACGUGUCUUCACUCCAAACGAUAUAUAAUGCACGCCAGAAAUACCUCGGGAAGUUAAAAGAGUUAACCAUUCCAUCAACCGAAGAACCUUUUAGACGUAUGAACCAUGAACCAUUGAGACAUAGUUCGUAUAUGGAGCAAAAAAACCACUCAUGCUCAUACAUAAAUCAAUUACCUAAUUUGUUUCAUCCGUAUAUAACACACAUACAUAAUGUAAAAAGUGAUGGAAACUGUGGGUUUCGAGCGAUAGCUGUUUGUCUUGGUUUUAAUGAAGAUGCAUGGCCAACUAUUCGAUAUGAUUUAAUGGAAGAGUUGAAUACACAUAGGGAUGAAUAUGAUGAGAUUUUUGGACGGGAAUGUCGGUUAAAACUUCACAACUCUUUGAAUUUUUUUCGUUCGGAUAUAGCUGCGUCUUUGGAGUAUUGGAUGACUUUGCAUGAUAUAGGUAUCCUGAUUGCUUCAAGGUAUAAUGUAAUAUUACAUUGUUUGAAUGUUGGAGAUAGUAUGACCUAUUUACCGCUUCGGUCUACUCCGCCUGUAUGGUAUCAACAUGUGGCUAUUGCGGUUGGACAUGUUAAUGAUAACCAUUAUGUCAAAUUAGAUUUACAAGGAGGGUAUCCAAUGCCUCCGGUUGUGCCUCAAUGGGUUCAUUUCAAACAUGUGUGUGCUUCCGCAUGGGUUACUCCGUAUAUUAAUCGACUAAAUAUGUAUGCUCAACAUUAUAAUGCUCGAUAUUAUUAGAAGUGUUUAAAAACUUGGUUGAAACUAGUUCGUUUGUUAUAUUAUUUGUGCUUUAGCUUGUAUGUUUAACUACCGAC